UUUUAUUGAACCAUAUAAAUGCCCGGCACUUCUCAAAAUAUGUCAUUGGCUGUAAAAUGUACAUCAAGUUGGUUCUUGUCAUCUGCACGGCAAGCGUGCUCGGGUCUGUGAAUGGGGACUAUUUCACUCCCAGUGCGGAAGUUGGUAGAAGGGUGGCUAAGUUCGACCCGAAAGUAAGCCGGGGAUACCCCUUCGAGCUAGGACUAGGUAUCUACUACCAGGGUGACAUAAUGCUUGCGCCAACCGAGAAAACGAGAGUAUCUGUUUCCGAACGAUACGCUUCUAGAUUCUGGCCAGGUGGACGCGUCCCAUACGAAAUUUUGGGAAGCUUCGAUGAGGCUCAGCUCAAAACUAUCCAGGAGGGCAUGGACAUGUACAAAGAGCAUACGUGUAUCCGGUUCGUUCCGAAAACCGACGCUGACACCUCGUGGAUUAAAUUCUUGAACAACGAUACAGGAUGCUACUCGUAUGUUGGAAGGCAACGGAAUAACCAAUAUAAUCUCAUCAAUCUCCAAACGCCAACGUGCCUGUAUGCCGUAGGACCACCCGUCCAUGAAAUGAUGCACGCCAUUGGCUUUUAUCACGAAUUCACGCGACCCGAUCGCGACGAUUGGAUUUCGCUCAACAAGAGUGCUCUGGUCGAUGAACUGCAGGAGGAGAGCGAUUUCAAUGCCAACUUUGGCAAGUUGGACCCCAACGAAGUAGAUCUCUACGGUAUAGCUUAUAACUACGGCAGUGUAAUGCAUUACUCAAAGUACGCGGGAGCCAGAAGUGCCGAUUAUCCGGUGAUGAAUAAUAAGAAACCUUGGGACGGUGAUUUCGGAAACGAAAAAGGAUUUGCCGCUUCCGAUAUAGAAUCAAUCAAUAUACGAUACAAGUGUUCCAAAAAGAAGAAAUCAGCUGGUGGUAAACAGAAAAAGCAGAAGCUCAACAAAUUGAAGGCAUCGAAAUCUGAAUAAGAGUGAUACCUCACUGUUUUUGACACUAAUUCUUCUCAAAUAAAAUAGAUUUACAAGGUUGCCGGGAUUUAAAAUAAAUGGUGAAUAAAUAAAAGUCGUUUAGAAUGGA
Messenger RNA from Uranotaenia lowii, 1068 nucleotides. RefSeq names its product astacin-like. The record is from RefSeq and is a predicted model, not a curated record. The coding region runs from base 57 to 959 and encodes 300 amino acids. Gene Ontology annotation, molecular function: zinc ion binding; metalloendopeptidase activity. The transcript has 5 exons. Gene Ontology annotation, biological process: proteolysis. NCBI's taxonomy places the organism in Eukaryota, Metazoa, Arthropoda, Insecta, Diptera, Culicidae.